Rhodotorula toruloides NP11 is the source of this 3417-nucleotide messenger RNA. RefSeq names its product ATP dependent DNA ligase. Bases 1 to 3417 code for a protein of 1138 amino acids. Gene Ontology annotation, cellular component: nucleus; mitochondrion. Lineage: Eukaryota; Fungi; Basidiomycota; Microbotryomycetes; Sporidiobolales; Sporidiobolaceae. Gene Ontology annotation, molecular function: DNA binding; ATP binding; DNA ligase (ATP) activity. The transcript is spliced from 15 exons. The record is from RefSeq and is a predicted model, not a curated record. Gene Ontology annotation, biological process: DNA repair; Okazaki fragment processing involved in mitotic DNA replication; DNA recombination.
AUGGCAGCGCCGGCGCCGCCUCCGCCCUCAUCGCUCUACGCGAACCCCAUCGCCUUCUCGCUGUUCUCGUCGCUCGUUCAGCGGAUAGGCGCCGUGCCGGCCGUGCGCAAGGGUGCCAGGCGGUUGAGUGGACCGGGAGAGGGGAAACCGAAGCAGCACAAGCUGCUUGAGGCUUGGGUCGGGGCAGUCAAGGCAGAAUACGAUCGGGACUUGCCUGAGGGGACCAUCGUCUUGUUCUUCCGGCUGUUCUUUCCUGACGAGGGCGUGCGGCGGAGGUACGACUUGCGGGAAAUGCUGCUGGGGGAGGCGCUCGAGGGCGUGUAUGGCGCGCGCAGGGGUGCUUUCUCGUCUUGGAACGCCCAGUGCGAGGCAGGUAGAGCUAGCUCGACAGGCUGUCUUGGGAGAGAGGUCCAGAUUUGGCUGGAGAGGGACGCAAAGCAUGCGAAGGGCAAGGGGAAGGAACUGACACUCGGCAGGGUGGACGAGCUGCUUGACGAGCUCGCGACGCUUUCGAGCGCAUCAGCGGCAGACGUCCAAGCACUGCGGCUAGCUCGUCGUCGACCUCUAAAAGCUAUCCUCUCCGACCUUCUUCUCCCGCUUUCGCCACCAGACGCAGCCGUCAUGAUACAGAUCAUCCUCCGCGACUUGGCGCCACUGCUCUACCCGCCUCCGAGCUCAUCCGCCGACAUCGUUCUGUCCAGCUAUUGCUUAACGUCGUACGGCUUCAUCGGUCUCGCCGAGGCUAUGCAAGUAUGGCAUGAAGGCCUGCCGAGGUUGUAUCGCUCCGUCGCCGAUCUUGAUUGGGUGACUUGGACUGCCGAGCAAACGAUCCGUCGUGGUGUCUCCUUAUGUCAACCUCGGCCGCAGCUCGGUCUGCCCAUCAAGGUACCCAAGACGGAAAAGCCCAGCUCAUGCGCCCGAGCGACCAAGCAUGUAGACGGACUCGUUGCGGUCGAGACGAAGUAUGACGGCGAGCGACUGCAGAUCCACAUCGACUUGUCCCUUCCCCCGUCUCAGCAGAUACGCAUCUUCUCGAAGAGCAGUCGCGACAGCACCGAGACGCGACGAAGUCUUCUGCCGAUCAUCCGAGCGUCUCUCGGCCUACCCCUCGACCCCGUCGCGCAAGCGCUUCACCCGCAACUCUCUCAGCGCCUUCUCCACACCCUCUCCAGCUCCUCAGCUCGACCGCCAAUUCCGCCUACCAAACUCGUCAUCGAAGGCGAGAUGGUCCCGUACCAUGAAGGCCGCCGACAGAUCGACGAGUUCUGGAAAUUGGCCUUUGCAAAGGCAUGCGGCGGCGCACCGCUCGAGGCGCGCUCCACCAAGUGGAACACUCGACAACGCGCUGCGCAAGAAGACGACAGCGUCACGACAGGCGCGACGCCGAGCCCGAACAAGCCUGCGCAACAUCAGUUGCCCAGUGCGGCGCAGACGGCGAGCGAGGGAGAUGCACUCGUCGGCAGCAACUUGCAUCUCAUGAUUGUCUGGUUCGACGUUCUCUACAUGGACGGAGAGAGCUUGCUUGACGAACCGUAUCAAGCCCGCCGCGCCCGCCUCGAAUCGCUCGUCCUGCCGAUUGAAGGCUUUAGCAUACUGGCGGAAUCGGUCUCCGUCGACUUCGACCACAAGGAGACGGCUCUUGCUAGCUUGCGAGAUCGUUUCGCCCGUAUCAUCGCCUCUCGAUGCGAGGGCCUCAUGCUUAAGCCGCUUUUCUCAGCUUACAACGACCUUCGCUGCGGGCAGCGCUGGGUCAAACUCAAAAAGGACUUCAUUCCAGGAGCGGGAGAUACGAUGGACGUCCUUAUCGUCGGAGCAUCUUGGCAGCGGAAGCGUGGAAGGGAACUACUCGUACCACCAUCAGUCUACACGACCUUUUUUGUCGGCUUCCGAGCGGAUGAUCUCGGAGCAAGUUUACCUACCUCGCGCAAGCCGCACUACCAUAUACUCUUCUCAACCUCGUACGGCCUCUCGAGGGAACAGCUGGCGCAAGUCUGCUUCGAGGUGCGGGAAGAUCGACCCGAGCGAUUCGAUUUCGAGUCGUCCGCCGAUGGAAGCGCCUUCAAGCGUGUCGACCGCCGCAAGACGCUUGGGCCGUAUGCAGUCUACGACGCUGCCUGCUGCUCCUUCACCUUCUCCCUCGCCGAUCACCUCUACUCGAACACGACUCGUCCUUCCGUCAUCUUCCGCCAGCCACGCGUGAUGGAGCUUAACGGCGCCGGCUUUCAACGAACUCCUGGCUGUCCAUACUACGAGCUACGCUGGCCGCGCAUCAUCAAGGCUUCGCGACCCGACGAGUCUGGCUCGCCUCUCUCGCUCGCCGACCUCCAGCGAGUCGCGCACGAAGCGACAGGCACCGUCUCCUCCUCCGCCGCCGCCCUCGUCGACCAGAUCUGGAACGCCGCGAAGCGCGACGGGCAGAAGAAGGAGUCUCCGGCGGAGCGGUAUGAGCGCGAGGUCAAGAUGUGGGUCCAGAAGCUGGAGAGGGCGGAUGGCAUCAUGAGGGACCCAGGCGAGCCGGCAGGAAACGGCCUCAAACACUUGAAGGCGGUCUCUAGCACGCUGAAGCGCCCGAAGUCGCUUGGCAGUCUAGCUGCUACGGAGGCUCAACGCAACCUCGACAAGUCGCAACCUGCGAAUCCGCCUCGCCAGGUGACCCCGCCCCGUUCCGACGCCGAUCGCAGGACAGACUCGGCAUCCCUUGCGACACUGCCUGCGACUCCACCUCGACUGCGCUCAUCUGUCGCCAUGGGCCGCUCGGUCUCGUCGCCUUGUGCUCGUUCGGACGCCCCGUCACCGCCUAGUCAGGGCGUUCGCCCGCCCGUUGUGACAAUCGACUCGACGAAUACGCUUCUACGCCGCCGAACGAUCGCACAGACCGGCAGCACUCUCGCUGAGCCGUCGACGUUCUCUUCGAGUACUCGCAAGCGACGCCGCCUCACAUCUGCUGUCGGCAAUCAGUCUAGCGUGCAGUUGCGGUCGUUCGCCUCAUUGCCGCUAUCCCUUUACGGCGUCGAAUCGCACCUCGAAGCAGCCAAGUUUGACUUCGCCUCGUACGCCUGGACGCUGUACCCGCCUCUUUCGCCAACAGCAGUCGUCCCCGAGCCCCGCAACCCACACCUUAGUCUCAGCAACUACAUCGCAACGCCGGGGAAGCUGCUCGUCGCGGCGGGUCUGGCACGGGCAACCGAGCUGGCGCCGAGGAAGACGGGACGAGACGAGUCUCUGAGCCAAGGCGUCAUCUACGUCUCGCCAGGUCCUGCUUCGGACGACUUCGUGCGGCGGCUCGAGGAGGAUGCUUGGCGUGCGAAGCAGCUGGCGGGUCAGAGGGCGACGGUUUGGGUCUUGAAGCGUGAGGCGCUCGAAACCAGGGGCGGGUGCGACUUGGGAAUGGGGAGCGACGUCCUCACUGUGUUGUAG